GGCCAAGGCCACUAGUGCUGGAGGCCUUGGGGGAUUGUUGGGAGUCUGAUGAGGGCUCAGACCAAAGCAGGUGGCUAUUGGGUGAGUGUAGAGGCCAGAACUGAUCCAUCCCGCCCCUCCCCUUCCAGGGUCUAACUCAAGAGCCCACUGCACGACUCCCCAGGGCAGCUUGUCCCUGGGCAACUCCCCAGGGCUUUUGAAAGGAAAAGCUACUUUCGAGUUUUGAAAACCUAUUGACAGAAGGGCCCGGGGCUUUGUGCAGCCACUGUACAAACCACGUCCCUGUGCGCUGUAGAAAGCCAGUUCCACAACAGGCGUGGUCAGCAUGGAAACUGGCGUGGUCUGCUGCUGAGCGGCCAUUUGUUUGUUAGUCGCACCUAGGAGACCUGCUCAGGGACGGGAUCCCCCGUGUAGGUGAACAAAGAGACUGUCCCUGCCCUAAGGCACCGGUGGUCCUGUACUGUGUGCACUAGACACCUGUGGGCUCUUUUAGAACCUGUUCGUAUUGUGGUAGCUGCCUCCCAGCCCAAGUAGACAGACCGGGGCUAGUAGGCAGUGGGGGAGGCUAGCCACCUGAGCUCAGACCCAACCGGCCCCUGGAUCUGAGUUCCGGUGGUUGUGGAGCAGGACCCCAUUGUGCUAGGUGCUGUACAAAUGUUAGCAAUCUCGUUCUUGUUUUCUCAGCAUUCACUGAGCUGCUCUGGCACCCAGCAAGGCUGGGGAUGGGGUCUCCCAGCACGCACUUCAGGAGGCGUGGGAGCUCAGUCUAAUUUCGAGUCGGUUAAGAGAUGACUCUUCUGGCCAGUGAUACCCAGGGAGACGUUACCUGUGAUUCAGGGUCUGUAACUGAGCACCCCAGAGCCUAGCAGGAUCCAGGGGCUUCCACUCCCAGAUGAAGUUAACAUCAAAUGGGAAAGAAGACAUAACUUCUCGAGGGUGAUUAACUGCAGGAGCAGUGUAGGCAGGGAUGGGGUCAGUUGCUUGGAGUCUGUAAAUGGAGCUUGGGGAGACACACUAGUUCAACAAGUCACUAGACUGCUCAAACGGCGAUCCCACCUGUAGGGAAGAACAAUUCCCUCCAGUGCAGGAGCGGCUGGGUGACUGGCUCUGGCCUGUGCCAUGCGGGAGGUCCGACAGCACCAUCAGCAUAGUCCCUGCUGGCCUUAAUUCAGUGAAAGACCGAGAAUGAGGCCUUGUAUUGGACAAAGGGACUUCAAAGCCAGGUGCUUAUUUCCUGCUGAUGUGACCACAGCGCUUGCUUAUCAAACCUUGCCACCUGCAUUACUUUGACACAGACCUUGCACUGGCCGUAGGAGCGGGCGUGUUCUGCUCCGUGCAUCCCCAUCCCAGCCAGUCUCUCUGCUGCCUCGUGCCCCGUUGGGCGGUGCCGUGAUUGGGAACAGCACUCCAGGCUGGUGUUUGUUCCAUUCUCCGCAGCAAGUUGUGUCUGCAUCCCACCUGGCAAUUGGCAUGGGGUGGGCAGCAAAAUCCUUGCAAUCAAUUCCCCUCCUUCCCCACAGCUGCUCCCGGGCUCUGCACACCCAUAAAUCAGUCCAGUCCAAGCAGCCUGGACUUGUGAAAAUGCUUCCCAUGAGCCAGGCAGUACAAGUAACACCUUCCACAUCGGGCUGCUCGCCCUUCCUGGCUGUGGAGGUGAGAGCUUUUAAUAAGCGCUUUGGGGCCUCUUGACGAUCCAUGCUAAAGAUGGACGGUGUUUGGAGGCUUUAAUGAUGUCUUUAGGGCCUUGGUGAACGCAAACACCAUCUUAAUGAAACAGGCGGUCUGCCAGUAAAUCUUUCUGGCUGGAAUUCAGCAGAUUUAACCAGUGACACCUGCUCUCAGGGGGUGGAAAGCAGCUCGGAAGAAAGGUGGUGAUUGAGGAUUCAGGGAUGUGAUUGUUUGGUGUUGGGGGACCCUGCCAUGUUUCCGAGUGUCUGUCUCCGCCACACACCGUUUGAACCAACAGCCUCAGACUGGGGCUUUGGCAGGUAAAGGCAAAAAUUAGCUCCUGCAUGCAAAACCUGUGUGCGUUUCCAGCCCUGCAAGGAGCUCUGUUACUGGAACAGAGACAUGACCACACGCCCUGGUCCGGCAGAGCCUGCGCUGCACGGCUGCUCUUUGUGUUGGAGGGAGAAGGCCUCCGAGCUCUCCCUGCUCAGGCUGUGGUUGUUUUAAACUUAGAAAUACCAAACCUUGUCCCUGCUGCUGCUGGAGGUCUGCUUGGAGGAGCAGAGAACUGGAGCUCAGCAUCCUCGGAUCUCCACUGACUGGGCAUGGGUUUGGAUUGAAAACUGUUAAUGCUGGAGUGUUAAACAGCCUGAGUAAAAAUCCCUUCUCUCCACUGCUCUGGCUCUAGGCCCACGCAAUGUCCUAAUCUUGCUAGUUCUCAGAUUCUCUGAGGGGUCCUCCGGCAAAACAAUAGGGGAGAAAGUGAUCAGAUUGUUUGAUUUGUUCUGUUUUUAGUGUAUUAAAAAAGCAGGAAUAACAAUAAAGUUGCUCUUUAUACAUAAGAAAGAAGUGCAAAAAAAAAAAAUGCGGCCAUUUAACACAAAAGUCCUUCUCCCUGUUGUGGUAGCAGCAGGAGUGAAUCCAGAGCCAGCAGUCCUGGCUCCCAUUCCUGGUCCUGGGAGAGGGGUAUGGUCCAGUGGUUGGAUCAGGGAAAAUGGGAAUUUAGACUGCUGGGUUAUGCCCUGACUCAUUGUGUGAACUUGGGGAAAUUAACUUUCCCUUUGUCGCCAUUUCCCCAUCUUUAAGAGGGGCAGAAUAUCUCCCAUCUGGGGAUGCUAAGGUUGUUUGUCUUUAUAAAAUGCUUUGAGACCUGCAGGUGGAGAGCUCUACAGAAGGGCAAAGUAUUUGGAACAACUUCCAAAACUACACGUAAUGGACCUGAAAAAGCCAGCGUUGUGACGACAGGACAAACAGCCACCAGCCAUGGACUUACCAGGACUCCGGUAGCAGGGGUUUGCUCAGGAAAGUGACAAGGUCAAGACAAGAGCAGCUGCCUGGGACUGCAGCUUCAUCCAGCUGUUCCCUGCAAGGGGCACCCACGCGCGCUGGAGAGGGGAGUCCUUUUGGCUUGGACACACCACAGGCUCCCAGCUCACAGGCCAGGGAGCUGGGAACCUCUCCGCAGAAGGAGCCACGCACAGAGGAGCGGGUUUGUAGAGCUGCAUUUCGAAUACAGGCAGGAUGGGGUGUGCUGGGAAUUCCGACAUCGGGCCUGCUCCUGCACCACGGAAGUUCAGUUCCUGACUUCGGUGGGAGCAGGAUCAGGCCCGUCGGGCAAGGCCAACAUGUAGUGGAGGAGAACGAGUGUCUGGACUCAUGCAAAGCGUGAUUCCAGUGAGACUUGGGGGAGUCUGCCCGGUGACCAAACGAGAAGCUGCCAUCUGACUAGAGCGUUCAGCUCCUGUGCUGCAGCCGCAGACCCUAGCUCGCUGGCUGAACCAACCCCCCGUCCUGAGGGAAGUUUCCAGCUCCCCAUUCUGUCCUUCUUUCUUGGUGAGCAAAGCCGCCUGCCCAUGGGAGGGUGCUGGAGUUCGGGGAGCCUGUCUGCCCUUCAGACAGUCACACGUGGAGGUUAGCGGGGAGAAAUAACCACUAACCGCAGCAACAGGGCUGGUGUUGGACAAGGCCCAGGCAAAACCAGCCCUGCUCCAAAGAGCUUCGGGGUGCUUUCCCGAGCGCAGCAGAACCUGAGGGUCUCUGGCCUCCUGGACACACAGCUAGAGCCACCGUCCCUCAGCCGUGGACACUGGGCUCCUGCGCCUUCUCCCACUUUCCUGCCGUGCUUUGAGUAUUUUAUUCUCCGAGGCCACUCCCCGACCCCCAGUACGUUUCUCUAGUGGUCACUCUAAUUAAAUCUGCCUCUUUGAAAUUAUCCAGCUGCUCUUGCCUUUACUGGGCUCUUAGUGCUAUGAAUCCACCACUGGCCUGGAACUACAGCUCCCGGGGUGUCUGCUGAGAGGCUGCCUUGCUCUCCAGCUAAGCAGGAGGCCGGGGUGCUGUUCCCUGAGCAGUCACAGAUCCCCGCUGGAGAAACCGUGGGGGAUUAGUAUUUGCUCUGGGAUCCUACAGGGCUUUCCCAUCAGGGAGCUUUGUUCCCUCUGUGCCUGGCUUUCUAGUGGUUUUGUCCCCAGGAAGCUGGAAGCUUUGUUUCUGGGGCUCAGAAUUUCUCAGCCUGCCCUGUGAACUUGUUACUCAUCCAGCUUCUGUGCACCAACCCCCCGCAUUUUCCUCUUGGGAGCAGUGCUGCGGACAGUUCUCUGAGCACUGCACCUUAGCGCAGCUGCUUUCUCUGAGGCCUGGUCUACACUACAGACGUAUGGCGGUAUAACCACAUGGCUGGGGGAUGUGUCUGGAAAAUCCCCCCCCGUGACAGUUAUACCGACCUCGCCCUGAUGUAAACAGUGCCAUCCAUGGGAGGGUAGUAGCGUCUUCACUAAUGCAUCGCAGCUGCACCCAUCGCGCUGCAGGUGAAGACGAGCCCAGAGGUGCCGAAUGCCCAGCUAACUUUGCCCUUUGAUUUCCAGAACAGAGCGACAGGGAGGGAUGGCUCAGUGGUUUGAGCCUUGGCCUGCUAAACCCGGGGUUGUGAGUUCAAUCCUUGAGGGGGCUAUUUAGGGAUCUGAGGCAAAAAAAUUGGGGAUUGGUCCUGCUUUGGGCAGGGGCUUGGACUAGAUGACCUCCUGAGGUCCCUUCCAACCCUGAGAUUCUAUGAUUCUAUGACAGGGCCUGCUGCAGCUGAUCUCCGCUUGACAAGGCACAUCAGCGUUGCUAUGACCUCCAACUCCAGUGCAGGGAACAGCUCCAGCUCUGUGCUAAGUGACCUCUUCCUCCUCCAAUCCAGGAGGCUCUUUGCUUCCAUCUACUUUCUCAUUUUCCUGCUGGGCAUGCCUGGGAAUGUCCUGCUGCUCCUGGUCCUGAUCCCAGACCUCAUGAGAACCGGUGCCAGCCACCUCUCCCGCUUGACUGGGCCCCUGCAGGUCAAUAUUGCUCUCCUGGACCUCCUCCUCUUCCUCUACAACGUCCCAGUGAUGUUCGGCAACAUGCUCUUUGAGAGCUGGCGCUUGGGCUACGUGGUGUGCGUCACCUACAACAGCCUGUCCCUCUCCAUCAUCUUUGCUGAUUUCUACAGCCUGUUGGCGGUCUCCCUGCUGCGCUACAUGGCGGUGAUCCACCCCACGCGCACCCUGGCUGUGUCCCAGAGGCUCAUCGGCUGGGCCUGCGUGUUUAUAUGGGCACUCAGCUUCCUCUUCUCCAUCCCCUUGUGGAUUCACUACACAACGGUGGAGAUGGAGGGGGAGACGUACUGCGUGAACCAAAUGCCCAAGCAGCAGCUGUCUCUUUACUUCAGGCUCCUGGGGGGCAUGGCGUUCCUCCUCCCCAUGCUAGUGAUGAUCCUCUGCUACUCCAGCAUCAUCUUCACCUUGUGGGUUAGGAGGGGGCUGGCCAUCCACACGGCCUCCAGCCUCCAGGUUAACAGGCGUGCCACGGUCGUGGCUCUGGUCACCGUGGUGACCUUUGUGGUUAUGUGGGUCCCCUACUGGCUGGUGGUUUUCCUCAUGAAGGAUGGUGAGUUGCUCACCACAGGCCCCAGGUACCUGGCGUCCAACCUGACCACCCUGCUGGCCUACGCCAACCGCUGCGUCAACCCCAUCAUCUGCUUCAGCCUCUCCAGCCAGUGUCAGGCCGGGCUGAGGAAGUUCGUGAGGCGGACGGGGUGCUGCCUCUAGCCAAGGUGCUCCACGGACACGGCCAGGAUGGAAGGUGCGGGUGGCGAGGGAGGAGCGCGGUAGGGGCUGACGGGGCUGGGACGAGGAAGACAUCGAGAAGGUCUGACGCUCUCCGUCCUAGCUACGUGUGCCCAUGCCUGCUCCGGGCCCUUUCUCGUGUGCCUGGGCGGCACGUAGAGAGGGUGAGCUGGGCCUCAUCACUCAAGCAUGAGCCUCUACUGCCUGUAGGGCCAGAGGUCCCAGGUUCAGUCCCCAUGGCUGCUGGGCGUGUAAUAUUGCACACGCUGGAUUAGCUCUUAACCCCAGAUUGUGCCAUCCCCAGACGGCUCUGUAGACACCCGGCCUCCCAGAGGCGGUGAAGAUGCCAGCAGGGCGGGACUGACUGGCUGAGAACCAAGCACAUCCUGUUGUAUGGGGUAAGCUGCUGCCUCAGCCUGGCUGGGCUGUCUUGGUGCUAGACAGGAAGCUCCGUGGGGCCAGGGCUGUCGGUCCUCAUGCCCAGCCUGGCUCGAGCAGAGGCGAGGGGCUGGAUGCAGCAAUAGGUGGUGGGCUCUCGGGGCUGCGCUCUGCAGGAGCUCAGGCUGCUGAUUGUCAGCGUCCCGUCAAGCUUUAAAAUCUGAUUCUUUAGGCGUUAUUGCACCGUGACGUUAGCAAUAAAUCAAGGGCCUGGCCCUGCCCUCGCGAGAGAGGCCGUAUCAUCUGGUUCUUCUCAUGGGUUAUGGUAGCGCCCAGGAGCCCCAUGUGCCAGGCCCGGUGCGAGUGCAGAACACACCGUCAGCUCUUUGGGGCAGGUGCUAGCGAGGUAAACGAGGAGCUCCCCCAGCCUGCCCCUCCCCUCACUCACUUCGCCCAGCCUUGACAAGAAUUUUGGUCUCUGGUAUGUGCUGUAGAUUUAGAUUUGCCCCUAAUUCUAUAGCAGCUUCAUUACCAAAUGCGAAUAAAAACGAGUGAGGGACAAGAACGUUUCCUUGUCCAGUUCG
This is a messenger RNA of Chelonia mydas (Green sea turtle), 6715 nucleotides long. RefSeq names its product galanin receptor 2a. Bases 4725 to 5735 code for a protein of 336 amino acids. NCBI's taxonomy places the organism in Eukaryota, Metazoa, Chordata, Testudines, Cheloniidae. The record is from RefSeq and is a predicted model, not a curated record. Gene Ontology annotation, molecular function: neuropeptide receptor activity. The transcript is spliced from 2 exons. Gene Ontology annotation, cellular component: membrane. Gene Ontology annotation, biological process: neuropeptide signaling pathway.